AUGAAUGGCAAAUACACGUCAAUCGAAUCAAUCCAAAAAGCAGAGAUCAUUUUUGAUUUUAAAAACAAAGAUGAAGCGGUUCAAUUAUUCUCCAAACUUUUACAACGCUGUAGGGAUUUAGAAAAUGAAAAUGAAAAAUUGAUUGAAGCUAGCAUCAAUAAGCUCAGACAAGAAUUUACUGCAAUACUUACAGGAUUUGAUUUCCCUCAUGACUUAAUUGAGGAUGCCAAAGGUUAUUUAAAGACGACAAAUAAAAUUUCUACAUAUAGAAGUGAAACUACUACAUUUAAUGGUGAUUUAAUUAAAAGUGAAACUACUACUACAAAUAAAAGUGAAGUUACUACUAAUGAAUCCGCUCUUAAGUAA
Dentiscutata erythropus is the source of this 366-nucleotide messenger RNA. The record is from the annotation of a GenBank genome assembly. NCBI's taxonomy places the organism in Eukaryota, Fungi, Glomeromycota, Glomeromycetes, Diversisporales, Gigasporaceae.